Molecule: messenger RNA, 849 nt
Organism: Plasmodium yoelii
Lineage: Eukaryota; Apicomplexa; Aconoidasida; Haemosporida; Plasmodiidae
Product: PIR protein
Exons: 3
Coding region: 1-849 (282 amino acids)
Source: RefSeq, a predicted model, not a curated record
AUGAAUGCCAAAGUGUGUGAAAAGUUCGAGAAUGUAUGGUAUAAAUUUCCUGAUGAAAUGGACAGUGAUAAAAAUUAUAAAUUUAGAACAGAAAAUUUCUUAGAUAGUUAUUGUUUUAAUGAUGAAUGUAAUAGUGAUUACGGAAAAAUUAAUGCUGGAUUUUUAUAUUUGCUUAAUCAAUUCUGUGGGGUUUCUGGUUUGUUUAAAUCUUGCGAAACAAGUAACAUCAAUGUUGUUGAAUACACUAUGAUAUGGUUAUGUUAUAUGUUAAACCUAAAGAGUACUCAAGAUGACAACAUUACCAAUCUAAAUAAUUUUUAUAAAGUAAAUAUAGAAAAACAUGAAAAGUAUAAUAGUUUCAUUGAGGUUAUAAAUAAAAAAAAAGAAUUGAUGAAUAUUUCUAAAGAUCAAGUGUCUAAACUUUAUAAGUUAUUUAAAAUUUUAUGUGAAAUGUAUACUAAAAUUAAUGAAGACAGUAAAAAUUGCAAUAAAUAUUUGAACGAUGAUAAUCAAUUUGAUAAAAUAUAUAAAGAACUUAAUAAGGAUAGUUCCUAUAGUCAACUAUUGACUACUUUAUCAACUGAUUAUAAUAAAUUAAAAGAGAAAUGUAACAAGAUUUCGUCCUCUCAACCGAAAGGAACAGAACAAAUUCUUGUACAAAGUUCUGUAGAUACAUCAUCAAGUUCGUCGAUAGGAAACAAAUUAAUUUCAGUUUUAUCGAUAUUUGGUGCAAUAGCAUUUUUUUUAGGAAUUUCUUACAAGUAUUCGUUAUUUGGAUUUCGGAAACGAUUUAAAAAACAACAAAUAAGAGAAAAAAUAAAAAAUAUAAAGAAGAGAAUAAAUCAUUAA